AUGACUUCCAAGGCCUUUGAGACCUUGAUCUCCACGACGCUUCUCUCCCAAUCUGGACGAAUAAAUGGUCUACCCUUCUCCCCCGUCUCUCCUCCCUCAACCUCUGCUCAUCCUCGUCCAUCCGAAAUCAUCAGGAGGCGAGAACGUCCCAAGGAGCCAGAGCCAUACCAAACUCUCUUGCCAUCACCCGUGGCACAAGGCAUACUGGCUUCCUUGCGCCACGAUCCACACAGAAACGUCGGGUAUACCGAGAUACAUCAGUUUACAGAGAGAGACAAGGCGGUGAAGGUCGUCCAUGACUUCGCGGACCGGGAACUGAGAAGUUUUCAAAAAUUGCUUCUCACUUUGUGUUCCAUUCUUGACAGGCUAGAUGAUGCUAUCAAGUUCUGGAGAGCGUUGCAAACGAGAAAAGGUCAGACCAGUGUCGGGGUAGAGGAGAGGCAUUUGAUCAGGAAAGAUUACAACCACAGAUCCGUUGAUCUUGCGUUGAUCCGCGUCAAAACUGGUCAAGUAUGUAACUUUGGGCGGUUUAGACCUUUUGAUUGA
Guyanagaster necrorhizus is the source of this 546-nucleotide messenger RNA. RefSeq lists its product as uncharacterized. The coding region runs from base 1 to 546 and encodes 181 amino acids. The record is from RefSeq and is a predicted model, not a curated record. The transcript has 2 exons. NCBI's taxonomy places the organism in Eukaryota, Fungi, Basidiomycota, Agaricomycetes, Agaricales, Physalacriaceae.